Haemonchus placei is the source of this 480-nucleotide messenger RNA. NCBI's taxonomy places the organism in Eukaryota, Metazoa, Nematoda, Chromadorea, Rhabditida, Trichostrongylidae. The record is from the annotation of a GenBank genome assembly.
AUGGAUGACAGAUGGGUGCUCGAUGAAACCAACGCCGCCGACACCACGAGUGACGAGGAUUCCAUCGUUCGUUCGUCGUGCGUCGGUCCUCCGGCUUUUGGUUUCUUGCAGAGCAAUAACAUGAUAUUUAAUGUGACUAGCCGCAUCGAGGAGCUCAAGAAGAGCUGCAUUGGAGGAGACUGCUCUUGCAUUGUAGUUCCAAAUGAUCAAUGUAAUGCGGAAAAUCUGAUAAGCCAAAUUAACAAUGCACUAGCUCAUAUACGUGCAACUCAAACAUCUUUCGAAAAAGCCUUCUCCGCUUCCGCAGAAACAGUUGACAAACCUCAACACUCACUGGAGAACGAAGAAGAAGAGCGCAUUUUCGACCAGUUGGAGAAAGGCCAGAACUUACCAUCGGAAUCGGAAGACUUUCUACCUCAAGCCCGGCUUGAGGUAGAAAAGCAAGCACUAGUUCUGGUACAGUAUUGCACUCCACAAUAA